Plasmodium cynomolgi strain B is the source of this 594-nucleotide messenger RNA. RefSeq lists its product as hypothetical. The transcript is spliced from 3 exons. Lineage: Eukaryota; Apicomplexa; Aconoidasida; Haemosporida; Plasmodiidae. The record is from RefSeq and is a predicted model, not a curated record. Bases 1 to 594 code for a protein of 197 amino acids.
AUGGAUGACAUAUCAUGUAUUCAUGAUACCGUGGAGGAUGAAUAUAGCUUCUAUGAACACAUUGAUAAGUAUCUAGAAUAUGAAGGAUCCUAUAACCCUGAUAGGAAUUAUAAUAUAUAUAAUGAAAUAUGCGCAUCAAUUGGAUUAAACCUCUAUAUAAAUUUUCAUUGUUUAAUUGAAGAAAUUAUAAAAACAACGUCUACAUUAAAUAACACCUCAGAUAUGGCAUACAUAAACUAUUGGAUAAAUUAUGAAUUAUAUAAGAUUAAUGCCAACAUUUAUCCAAUAUCAUUACACAGAAAUAUGAAGAUCACGGAUAGUAUAAAUGAUACCUUGAGGGAAUUAGAUGGAAAAUUGGCUUGUAUAAAAAGAGAAGAGUUAAUAAAUAUGAAGGAAUUAUUUGAUUUAUACAGAAAUUGUAUUCACAUUAUAAAUGCAACAACUGGUCAUGUUGUUAACGAAGAAUUCUUAAAGCAUGAAAUUAAGCAGUGUGUUGAUAAACAUCAAAAAAUUGAAGAAAAUUGUCCUAAAAAUAUGGCACCUUUUUGUAAAGCACUUAGUGCCUUCAAAGAAAAAUAUGAUAAAAUUGAUUAA